Conger conger (European conger) is the source of this 1168-nucleotide messenger RNA. It is a transcript of the gene nme5, whose product is annotated as NME/NM23 family member 5. The record is from RefSeq and is a predicted model, not a curated record. The transcript has 6 exons. Bases 411 to 1061 code for a protein of 216 amino acids. Lineage: Eukaryota; Metazoa; Chordata; Actinopteri; Anguilliformes; Congridae. Gene Ontology annotation, biological process: CTP biosynthetic process; GTP biosynthetic process; UTP biosynthetic process. Gene Ontology annotation, molecular function: nucleoside diphosphate kinase activity.
AAACUUGUCAUCUGAAUUAUUGUGGUCAAAAGUGCUGUUCCCUGUAGACUAAUGUUAAAACCAUAUAAAGUCAGAAGGGCUGAAAUUUGAUGGUAUAUUUUAUACAGCUUCAACCAUGUAUUAAUCUAAUGAUGCAGACAUGCUUACUCGCUUAAUACGCAUCCAAGAGAAGCACUCAAAUUAUUCCUUUAAGUGUGGACAGAGAGGUGUGAUUUUUCGGUGUAUUAGCUAUUUUAAAGAGUUACCGCGACCACGACGUCGAUCAGACAAUGCUUCCUCAUUACAAACAAGUUUGGGCGAAAGCGCUUUCCGUAGAUUUCAGUGUAUCCAAGCAACGACGUCAACUCAUACGAACAAACAAAAAGGGUCUUUGAAAAAGUAAGCUUCGCUUUACAUUCAUAUGACACACGAUGGAUGAGACGCCAGUCCAACAGAUGCCCCAUCCUCACAUUUAUGUGGAAAGGACCUUGGCAUUGAUCAAGCCAGACGUCAUUGACAAAGCAGACGAAAUCGAGGAUAUCAUUCUCCGAUCGGGAUUUACCAUCCUGCAGAAACGGAAACUACAAUUGAGUCCAGAGCAGUGCAGUGACUUCUACGCAGAGCAGUAUGGCAAACUAUUCUUCCCCAGCCUGACCGCGUUCAUGAGCUCUGGACCAAUCAUGGCCCUAGUACUAGCCCGGGACAACUGCAUCGCAUCCUGGAAGGCCCUCAUUGGACCUGCUAACGUCUCCAAGGCCAGAGAGACGCACCCUUACUGCCUCCGAGCUAAAUAUGGAACUUCUGACCUGCGGAACGCCGUGCACGGAAGCGACAGUUUCUCGGCGAUGGAGAGGGAGAUAAAAUUCCUGUUUCCCACCUCUGUGAUUGAGCCCGUUCCUAAGGGCGAAAUUGCCAAAGACUACCUGAGCAGGUUUGUCAACCCCACGCUGCUCACCGGCCUGACAGAGCUCUGCAAAUGGAAGCCAGAAGACCCUUUUAGCUGGCUGGCAGACUGGCUGAUAGAGAAUAACCCCAACAAGCCUAGAGUACGUGAUGUUCGAUCUACGGAAGACACCGACUAGGCUGGAAAAACCGUAAAAAGCCCACGGGAAGUGAGCGAAGAAAGGAUUCAGUUUUUAAUUAUAAUUAUUAUGGUCUCCCAAUAACCUAAUAAAAUAUAUUUUUGAAA